Messenger RNA from Rhopilema esculentum, 3674 nucleotides. RefSeq lists its product as uncharacterized. The record is from RefSeq and is a predicted model, not a curated record. NCBI's taxonomy places the organism in Eukaryota, Metazoa, Cnidaria, Scyphozoa, Rhizostomeae, Rhizostomatidae.
GAUACAAUGCUUGAAAUCCCAUGCCAGCCGGACAUUACUAAAAUAGCGGUGAGCUCAAAUCCGGUACGCUGUGAUGGCGGUGAGCUGAAAUGGCGGUGUGCUGUAAUGGCGGUGAGCUGAAAUGGCGGUAAGCUGAAAUGGCGUUAAGCUGAAAUGGCGAUAAGCUUUAAUGGCGAAAGCUGAAAUGGCAGUAUACUGUAAUAGCGGUGAGCUGAAAUGGCAGGAAACUUUAAUGGUGGUAAGCUAAAAUUACGGUUAGCUGAGAUGGUGGUAAGCUGAAAUGGCGGUAAGCUGAACUGGCGGUGUGCUGUACUGAUGGUAAGCUGAAAUGGUGGUAAGCUGAAAUGGCAGUAAGCUGAACUGGCGGUGUGCUGUACUGGUGGUAAGCUGAAAUGGCGGUAUACUGUAAUGGUGGUAAGCUGAAAUGGCGGUAAGCUGAAAUGGCAGUGAGCUGAAGCUACAGUAGAUAACGCUGAUUUCAUUUUAACCCUUCAGAAAUGUGUGGAUAUCAUUUGUGAUCCACCCAGGAAAGAACAUAAAUAAUAGAUUACAAGGACAAGCAUGACGAUUGCAGAAGAAAUUUAUUUAUGACUUUGCUUGCGCUAAAACAAUUUUGUUUACGACAAGGUCGCUGAACAUCUAGAUUCUGGGCCUGGAUCGGUAGCGAUAGCGAAGGAAAAUAUUGCUCUGAAAUACAAUAAAUGCUUAUUAUAUAAAAUCGCAAAUUUUUGAAGAAAGAGGAAACAUUUGUCAAAGAGAGAUCCCAUCCAUGACGAUAAAAAAUUGUGAAAACGAUAAUAUGCUGACACACUGAGACACUGCAAUAACUGCCUGAAGGACAAGCAAGCACACAUUAGAACUAAAGAUGAAGUUGCAGACAGCUCUUUUUCUUUUGAUAUUGGUCAAGAGCUUCAAAGUGCAUUUUUGUAGAAAAGCUAAAAAAGGAUCACAUCUGGUCCAUAAUUUUGAGACUCGAUCAACAAAAUUUCAACAUACAGUGAGUGAAGAAAAGCAUGCCAUUGCAAAAAGAGGUAGAGAUUCGCAGAAAACAGAUCAUGUAUCGACAAUUAAAAAGCACGAAAUAGAAAGUGGUUUCAAGGACAAAAAAUAUCAUAUUAAUUUUAGAAAAAACUCACCAAAAAAUUUGAUUGAAAGCGGAAUGCAGUCAAAUCCAUUCGGACACCUUUCAGAGCUGUUGGGCCUAAAAGGAUCAUUUAUUCCAAGCCAGUCGAGGCAAAGAUGGUUGGCGGAUGAAGAAGAAAAUAGAAACGAACAAAGAAAUGAUGAGAGUUCUAGCCUGGAAAAAAUUGUGACUCACCCAGAAAUGGGUAGCAGUGAGUUAUCUGCUAUGAAAGGAACAUUACCCUUAGAUGUUUCACCUCAACAGGCUGCGCUAAUUACGUCAACAGCAGAAUCAAAUGAGCAAAGACGAAAGUUUAUGGAUUGGGAGAAACAAGGAGGCUCAAUGGAUACUAGACAUUUUCCAUCAACUUUCAUCAAAGGAGGGGAUAGUACAGCGUCGAAACGUGUAUCGACGCAGCGAAACCCUGAUGCCGUAUCUGUUAGCAUUAGGCAAGGUGCCAACUCGUAUCGUGUAGAAGGAGGUCACAUGAAAAAUGAAGUCCACAGGUCAGAAAAUGUUGAGCGAAUUCUAAAUGAACUGAAUCCCAAUGCAGAUUCGUUGACUACAGAGACAAAUGUGGCAAAGAAUCAGCCAGAACCAUCACAAGAUAAGCCAGAAAUAUACAAAGCUCUUGAAAACAAGGACAAGAAACGGUUUGUAGGAUUUAUGCCGAACCAGUUUGGAGUUCUCGAUGGCAACCAUGGCCUAAGUAAUGAAGUGUUACCCGGACACAGUCUUUUUGGUAGUGCCAUGCACGAUCAGCCUCUGACUCAUGAUAUGAUAAACAAGCUUCAGCUUGAUCCGGCAUGGGACGCAAUGGAGGUUAAGAUACUUGCUCAGCAUGGCCAAAGAGUGAUACCAAUGCAGAUGCCAAUGACCAAAAUAGAGAAAGAAAUGAUGCCACCAGAUGGCAUCCCGGUAGGUCAGGCAUAUCUUCCAGCCAACCAUCAUAUGCAUUCAAGUAUGCUGGAAAAUCUCCAAAGUGACGCAGGUCAGGCAAUGGCCCAAGGGAGCGCUGAUGGCCAUGCGCUAAAUGUGGGUGGAGCUAUUGUGCAAACUGUUGGAAAUCCAUGGAAAAAUCUGAAACAAACCACAUAUGAUCAUGCAGACGACAAUUUUCCACUCGCAAGUAUGAACGAACAGACGAGCACCCCAUCAUCAGUCAGCGAAGGGUCAGCGGCAGUUGAAGGUGAGAAAAUGGCGGAAGAAGAAACUGAAUCAGUUGGAAAACCAUUAACAAAGGUAAAGGGGAAGAAAUUCAAAGCAAAGGAGGUCAGCAAAGCAGUGGAAUCAAAGGAUGACAAAAAAGAUGAUGAAGACGUCAAGGGUGGAAAGCAAAGUUUCAGGGUGAACGCAAGAAAGAAGCCAGGUCUUGUUUUCGUGAAAGGAAAAAAGUUCGGCAGAAAUCAAAAUCAGGAGGACGAUGAAAAGGAAGAAAAGGAGAUUGAUAGGAAGAUUAAAAAUUACAAGCAAAGAAAGUUUCGACCGAGCUUGAAACAAAAAGAGCAAAAUUCCGAAGAAGAUGACGAUGAAAAUGCUGGUGAAAUGCUUAAAUUGAAAAGUAAGAAGAUUCAACAAUCACGUGUCCAAACAGAUACAGACGAUGAGGACCAAGGACCAAAAUUCAGUAAACAAGAGAGCAACAGCCAAUAUUCAAAACUCGGAGGCAAGCCUCAAAUGCGCAAAGGACAACAAUGGCAUAUGGAGCCUGGCGCUCAUCAGCAGCAGUUUAAAGAUUCCAAACAAGUCAACGUCAACUCCGGCAAAUACAUAACACAUAAAUUUGUGAAUUUCCUGAGCGAUGUUGCACAGCACUUGAACGUAGACAAACUAUCCAUUGCGGAGCAGCUAGUAAAAGACGUAGAAGAAAGCAAGAAAAGUAAUGGAAGAAAAUCAGCAGAACUUGCAUCUGAAGGCCAGUUGAUGAAAGAUCUUCAAGGCAUAGCAGAGAAACGGGGGAGGCUCGGAGAUAACCAGUUAGGAUCGUCGAAUUCUGAUCCAAUGCGAAUCAGAAGAAAACAACCUACUGUUAUAAAAUACAUAUGGAACAAGGGGAUUUCUGUAUUAAAAGAGAAUUGAGUAGCUUUAUCACUAAAGAGUGUAGCUAAACAUUCGUGUAUUCCGUAAUCAGACAAACAAACAAAACACUAUACCAAAUUACAUUCCCUACGAUAAGUCCUUGAAAAAACCUGUUUUUAAGCAAUGGCUUUUAGAAGUAACGUAUUCUGAUAACAGUUCCUGAUACCCCAUCUCCUUUCUCCUUAAGUAGUGUUGCUUGGAAUCGAUCGUACAAGAAGGAAACUAAGCAGAGUUAUGAUGUACAAGAUUUGGCAGGCAUCUUGAUGCUGGAAGAAUACAUCAAAUGCAACUAAUUUUCCUAAAUAAAUGACAACUCCUUAAAUCAAGUGCUUUUAGCAUGCUCAAAAUUGUUUUCUGCAAUCAGUUCAGCGGUUUCUUUUUGGCAGACAAAAACAAAGCAUCACAAUAACCUACUCUUCGUUAUAAGCAGGUUGACGAGGCUAUCUUGAAAGAGAGACUGCAUCCUUGCAAA